AUGGCUGAUGCCGGCGCCCUCCCUCCUCAGCCGACCGCAAAGGUAUCAGAGAUAAUCAAAAAUUAUAGGGCUUCAAAGUCGUUCAGAGGAACCCCCAAACAGGAUGGUUUCCCUGGAAAUAUUACCUCUUUGGAUUUCGACGACCAAGGAGACUACCUGGUAGCAUCCGGAGACGACGAGACACUACAGGUAUUUGAUAUAAAGGAAGGGAAAUUGACGAAGACAGUUCCCAGCAAAAAGUAUGGAGUGCAUCUGGCAAAGUUCACCCACCAUUCCCGCCAGAUUCUCCACGCCAGCACGAAGGUGGAUGACUCGCUACGGCUUUUAGACUUGCACAACGAGAGUUAUCUGCGAUACUUCUCCGGCCAUACGGACAAGGUUACGUCAAUUGCAGUUUCUCCAGGAACUGACGCGGUUUUGUCCUGUUCCAAAGAUGAUACUGUUGCGUUGUGGGAUCUCAACUCGAGGAACGCGCAAGGGAAACUUAAACUAGCUACCCCUUAUUUAGUUGCAUUUGAUCCGUCGGGCUCGGUCAUAGCAAUUGCCUCCCAGUCCACCUCAUCUGUACUACUCUACGAUUUUAGAAACUACGAUAAACCUCCUUUCGCAACGUUUGACCUUGCCGCCCAGGAAGACCGCUUCACCCCGUCGACAAGGGGCAGAGCGUGGACGCGCUUGGAAUUUUCUAAUGAUGGCAAACAUCUUCUUGUUGGAACAGACUACCACGGACAUUUCCUAUUGGAUGCUUUCGAGGGUAAUGUUAAGGCGUUUUUAAUUGGUAAAAGCGGCCCUACCGGUCGCGCUGCACCGACCUCGAGUUCUGGGAAACCACUGGGUCAAGGGGAUGUCUGUUUUACUCCAGAUGGACGUUACGUGCUUGGCAGUGCUGGCGACCAACCUGAUACUCUUGUCUGGGAUACUCAACAUCCGCCGGACUCUAGCUUAUACCUUAAACCGACCUUCCGGCUGCCAUACCGUGCCCGCUCUGUGAUUGUACAGGCCAAUCCGCGGUAUAACAUGUUUGCAACAGCAGACAAAGAGAUCACGUUCUGGCUCCCAGAUGAUAACGCUAAACCCGCCGAAAAAUGA
Molecule: messenger RNA, 1089 nt
Organism: Histoplasma mississippiense
Lineage: Eukaryota; Fungi; Ascomycota; Eurotiomycetes; Onygenales; Ajellomycetaceae
Product: WD repeat protein
Exons: 3
Coding region: 1-1089 (362 amino acids)
Cellular component (GO): Set1C/COMPASS complex
Molecular function (GO): chromatin binding; protein binding
Source: RefSeq, a predicted model, not a curated record